Parnassius mnemosyne (clouded apollo) is the source of this 480-nucleotide messenger RNA. The record is from the annotation of a GenBank genome assembly. Lineage: Eukaryota; Metazoa; Arthropoda; Insecta; Lepidoptera; Papilionidae.
AUGUUUCUUAAAAACUGUCUUAGAAUUUUCUCCAGCGCUCGAAUUCGGUUUUUAUUAAAUAAUAAUGUUAAAGCGUCCACUUUUGUAAAUUAUAAAAGUGUUGCGUCGUUAUCAACAUCGAAACUUGCACUGGAAAGUGAAAAAGUCAAAGUUACGUUCGUCUUAAACGACGGCAAGCGUCUUGAGACUGUGGCCAACGUUGGUGACACUCUUUUGGACGUAGUUGUGAACAAUGACCUUAACAUUGAGGGCUUCGGCGCCUGUGAAGGCACCGUCACAUGCUCCACAUGCCACGUGAUACUGAAGCCGGAGGACUUCGAGAGACUUCCCGAGGAAGCCAGCGACGAAGAACGAGAUAUGCUAGAUCUGGCCUACAGUCUCACAGAGACCUCCCGUCUCGGAUGUCAGAUCACCCUCACGAAAGAACUGGACGGUCUUGAGGUAAAGGUACCGGAGACAAUCAACGACGCACGUAGCUGA